AUGAUCAGCUCACCAAGAAAUUCGGUAGCACACAACCAACAAGCUAAACUUGCAGUAGAUUAUAAUGAAUUACUCAAGGAGUUGUCCUCCCAUGAAAUGACGUCGGUUGGAUGUUAUACAAUAGGGGAAACUAUUGGCGAGGGCAGCUUUGGCAAAGUCAAAAAAGGAACUCAUAAACUCACAGGCAAAGUAGUUGCCAUCAAAAAAAUCAACAAACAACAUGCACCUUUAAUGGCCCGAGAAAUACACCAUCAUCGCCAGCUUAAGCAUCCCAACAUUAUCAUGCUUUAUGAAAUGAUCACCACUGAAUCUGCUAUUCAUAUUAUUUCUGAGUACUGUCCUAAUGGUGACCUUUUAGAUGCAUUGACUGAAUCUGGACGAUGUAUGGAAAUACGAGUUCACAAAUGGUUUCGUCAGCUGACAGAUGCGCUCAGUUAUUGUCAUACGCGUGGCAUUGUUCAUAGAGAUUUAAAGUUGGAAAACAUUUUGUUAGAUGCUGAAGAUAAUGUCAAAAUCUGUGAUUUUGGUUUUGCUCGGUUUACUCAAAAGAAUCAAUAUCUUGAAACAUUUUGUGGUAGUCUUAGUUACUCUGCUCCAGAGGUUAUUUUAAGAAAGAAAUACACAGGGCCAGAAACCGACAUUUGGUCUCUUGGUGUUAUUCUGUACACUUUGAUUGCUGGUGAAUAUCCUUUUGAUGAUGAUUCUGAAGUAAUGACACAAAGAAAGAUUGUUCAAGUCGAUUAUGAAAUGCCUUUUUACUUCUCUUCAGAUCUGAGCAGUUUAGUGACCAACAUGCUUCAAUUCAAUCCUUGCGACCGUAUUACUUUUGAUGCUAUUGAAACACAUCCUUGGGUAGUUCGGUUAGAUAACGCAAGCGAUGAUGAAGACGAUGAAGAGGAAGCAUGUCUGACACCCUCUUCUUCAACCACCACUCACCAAUCUGCAUCCGAUGCUGACUCUAUUUUUUCUCAGCAUGAAAACACAAUUGCAUUCGACGACGGCAUGACAUCCACUGAUUUCCAAUUGUCACCCGACCUCAAGUUUUCACCUCAAGUACGAUCUAGUUUAGGCAUCUCAAAGCAACAACACAAAUCACCACGUUUCUCAGCACCCACUUUAAACCGUCGAUCGAAUAACGCCACGAAUCAACCUGCCUCUCCUUUGUUGCAAUCAUCGUUUCGAUCUUCAUUGCCUUCGUCAUUUUAUCAACAAUCACUUCAUCAUGAAACACUCAAUAUGACGCCCAUUGAACAGCGUCUCUUUGCCGCCUUAACUGCAGCUGGAUUUGACCGAGACGCUUUGAUCAAGAUGCAGACAGGUGAAUGUGACACGUCAAGUACGCUCUGGCAUUUAUUGUUGGAAAACAUGUCUCAACAACACCAGAAGCCUAUAUCGAAUGUAUCAGAUGCUUUUGCUUUUGCUGUUCAGGCUCGUCAGCCUUUGAUGGAAUCGACUUCAUCACUGGAUUUAGAUGCAAAAAAGGCAGUAGACCAAGGUACACAGACUUUGGAUGAGAAUGAACCGAUCCAAUUACCGGAGUACAUUCAGCCUUACCCUAAACCAGCUGUCAAUGUUCAACAUAAAAUCCAAACCAUAGGAUUUGGUUCUCAUCAGCCUGAAAAGCAAUCAGGUUGGUUCACCUCUGUAAAAUCAUGGUUUGGAUCUAAGCAACAACAACAACAACAACAACAACAACAACAACAAAGAGGUCGUUCUCUAUCAAAUUGCUCAACCAUAUCAUCACCUAUUGCUUCACCUUCUAGCUAUCGUAACUUUGAUACGCCCAUGGUUGAUCAUACUACAACUGACUCAUUAGAGACAAAUGUAAUGUCACCACCCAUUUACAGAACAGGAUCACAAAAAUACCGCCGACGUGUGUUACAAUUAUCUGAUCCUCCUGUAUGUGAAUUAGACCAACUGACAUACAAUGGAACCACUUCUACUGUUCCUCAACACACAAACCAAAAUACAGGUACUACAUGCAGUUAUCGUAUGAAGGCACCUUCUUCAUUAGGUGUUCAUGUCCCUCCUACAGCAUUAACAUCAGCAACUCGCCUUGCGACAGAUACAUUCUCUAUAUUAACAACAGAAUCUUCGGAACCUCAAGAAGUUGAUAUGUGCCAAAAACGAUAUUCCCUGCUGUACAAUAGUCAUAGACAACAAAAACCACCUGUUCAAUCCAAUGCUCCUCCUCUUUCUCCUUCUCCAGAAAAAUUCACAAAAGAAAAAAGUGAGCCAUUAUCUGAUUUCUCUUCAGACAGUAGCAGUGAAGAGGAAGAAUCGAAUAUAAUCAUAGACAAUAAGCCUUUGACCUCUCCUCAUCCUCCUCAACAAAUGAAUGGGAGUAGACUUCGAUCGUCUCGAUUUGAAUUUACGCCCAGAUCCCGUCUAAGUGCUUAUGGCAUGCAAGAACAAAGAGGUGCUUCCUUUGGCACAAAAGCCAUCAUAGAAGAAGAAGAGGAAGAAGAAGAGUAA
Gilbertella persicaria is the source of this 2475-nucleotide messenger RNA. RefSeq names its product kinase-like domain-containing protein. Bases 1 to 2475 code for a protein of 824 amino acids. Gene Ontology annotation, molecular function: protein serine/threonine kinase activity; ATP binding. Gene Ontology annotation, cellular component: cytoplasm. The transcript is spliced from 7 exons. Gene Ontology annotation, biological process: intracellular signal transduction; protein phosphorylation. Lineage: Eukaryota; Fungi; Mucoromycota; Mucoromycetes; Mucorales; Choanephoraceae. The record is from RefSeq and is a predicted model, not a curated record.